Messenger RNA from Protomyces lactucae-debilis, 1743 nucleotides. RefSeq names its product MFS peptide transporter. Gene Ontology annotation, biological process: transmembrane transport. Gene Ontology annotation, cellular component: membrane. Bases 1 to 1743 code for a protein of 580 amino acids. Gene Ontology annotation, molecular function: dipeptide transmembrane transporter activity. The record is from RefSeq and is a predicted model, not a curated record. The transcript is spliced from 3 exons. Lineage: Eukaryota; Fungi; Ascomycota; Taphrinomycetes; Taphrinales; Protomycetaceae.
AUGACUUCUGCCGUCGCGCAGGGUAUCGACUUGGUCGAUGCGCAUCCGACAGUCGCCACGGGUGACUGGGAGAUUCCCACAGACGAGGAUUGGGCAACGCUGCGGAAAGUCUCCGGCCGCAUCUCGGCCAAGGCGGCAUCCGUCGCCAUCAUCGAGGCUGCUGAACGCUUCAGCUACUAUGGAAGCACUGUCUCCUUUACAAACUUCAUUCAAAGACCCUUGCCGCCAGGGUCCAAGACGGGCGCUGGUUUCGCUGUUGGCUUGACCCAGUCAGGGGCACUCGGACAAGGUCAGCGUACUGCGACAGCGUUGACUACGUUCAACUCCUUCUGGGCUUAUGUGAUGCCGACCCUUGGCGCUUACUUGGCAGACGCUCAUUGGGGUCGGUACAGGACCAUUCAGUAUGCAAUUGGCGCUGCCAUCAUUGGGCACAUCAUUCUUGUCGUUGCAGCCAUCCCGUCUGUCAUUGCUGUCCCAUCGACUUCCUUGGGCAUCUUCACCAUUGGCAUUGUUACCGUGGGACUCGGUACCGGCGGCUUCAAGUCGAAUGUCAGCAUCUUGAUUGCUGAGCAAUAUACAGACCCAGCGCACGUCAAGACGCUCCCGAGUGGCGAACGCGUCAUCGUCGACCUAGUCACCACUGCCUCGUCUCUUUAUCUUUACUUCUACAUGGCUAUCAACUUUGGUGCAUUAUUUGGACAAAUUUGUAUGACAUUUGCGUCCAACUACGUCGGCUUCUGGCUUGGGUGGACUUUACCUACCAUCAUUUUCAGCUUCUGUCCGUUCAUCAUGUGGUUCUUUCGCAAGCAGUAUGUCAGGACCCCGCCUACCGAGUCUGUGGUGGCGAAGGCGGCCAAAGCUGUUGGUCUGUGCUUCAGGGGCCGAGGGUCAUGGAAUCCGGUACGGUUCUAUCGCAAUUGCAAAAAAGACGACUUUUGGCAAAGUGCAAAGCCAUCAGUGAUCCUUGCUCGUGGUGAUGCCCUGCCAAGCUACAUGAAUUGGGACGACCAGUGGAUUGAUGAACUCCGUCGUGGAAUCAAGAGUUGUGCCGUCUUCACAUUCAUGCCCCUGUUCUGGCUCUCCUAUAACCAGGGCUCUGGCAACCUUACUUCCCAAGCUGCCACGAUGGACAGGGGAAAUGUUCCAAAUGAUCUGAUUAGUAACCUCAACCCAAUCACGCUCAUCAUCUUCAUCCCCAUCUGCGACAAGUUCCUUUAUCCCUUCCUGGCUAGACGCGGCAUCAACUUUACUCCAAUCAAGCGCAUUACUUGUGGGUUUUUCCUUGCAGCAAUUGCUAUGAUCUGGUCAGCCGUCACGCAACACUAUAUUUACAAGACUGGUGCUUGUGGAAAGUACAUGAACACUUGCGAGGAGAUUGCCUACGCACCUAUCAAUGUCUGGAUCCAGUCCGGAUCCUAUGUGAUAAUCGCCUUUUCAGAGAUCUUUGCAAGUGUCACUUGCCUGGAGUUUGCCUACACACACAGCCCAUCGAACCUGCGUUCGGUGGUCAUGAGUAUGUUCCUUUUCAGUUCAGCAGUGGCUAGUGCUCUUGGCCAGGCACUUGUGGCCUUAUCCGAUGAUCCGCUCUUGGUCUGGAACUACGUCGUUACCGCAAUAUUGGCCUUUAUCGGAGGUGUUGCAUUCUGGUAUACAUUCCGGAGCCUGGAUGCUGAAGAGGAUGUUCUUACUCGACUGCCCAAGACGACCUUCAUUGGCAAGACGAAGGAUUUUGAAGAAAAGUAG